AACAUCUAUCUACACUCGUCUUUGAAUCAUGGCAGAGCCAAACAAUGAACACGGUUCAUUGAACGCUCCGAUGAAGGGUGGCAGAAAGCGAGCCGGCAGGUCAAGUGACUCGCCUAAUGGUGCCCCUUGUGGAGCCUGUAAGUUAUUGAGGAAGAGGUGUGUUAAUGGGUGCAUCUUUGCACCCUACUUUGGGCCCGAACAAGGGACCGCACUGUUCGCAGCGGUCCACAAGAUAUUCGGGGCCAGCAACGUGUCAAAGCUGUUGGUGCAACUUCCGCUACACCACCGCUACAGUGCUGUUAAGACCUUGACGUAUGAAGCUCAGGCUAGGUUGGCUGACCCUGUUAGCGGCUGUGUAUCUGUGGUCGCGAAUUUGAUUACACAGGUUGUAUAUUUGCACAUGGAACUAGCAAAGGCGAAGAAGCUAAUAGCCGAGAAACGCAUGGUGGCGCAGGGUCCACCACCGCAGCCAGAACAGUUGAACCACCAUGAAUUGCCGCCAAGUCACCACCUUGAUUGGCAGCCAGUGUAUCCAAAUGGUUCAAUGGCGCAGAAGCUACUAGUCGAGCGACUCCUGGCGGCCACCACACCCCAGGGUCCUCCACCACAGCCAGAACAGUUGAACCACCUUGAAUUGCCGCCAAGUUGCCACCCUGAUUGGCAGCCAGUGUAUCCAAAUGGUUCAAUGGCGCAGAAGCUACUAGCCGAGCGACUCGUGGCGGCCAACACACCCCAGGGUCCUCCACUGCAGCCAGAACAGUUGAACCACGUUGAAUUGCCGCCAGUUCAACACCCUGAUUGGCAGCCAGUGUAUCCAAAUGGUUCAAUGGCGCAGAAGCUACUAGCCGAGCGUCUCAUGGCGGACAACAUACCCAAGGGUCCACCACUGCAGCCAGAACAGUUGAACUAUGUUGAAUUGCCGCCAAGUCACCACCCUGAUUGGCAGCCAGUGUAUCCAAAUGGUUCAUCUGCUUCAAACAACAACAUGAUCAACAUGAACAUGUUUGACUCAAACAUGCAUAAUCCUGCAAAUGACCAUCAGUACGCUGCUUCUUCACAGCCGAGUUUCGAUCCCCUGAUGUAUACUGGACCUUAUUUCGAAAAUGAUGAUGACGUUAUGGAAGACAUCGGGGACCUGCUUGCGUUUGCUGAUCAGUUUUAAGUUUCAAUCUGGAUGUUUCGAAGUUCCGUAAUAAUUAAAUAAGUUUGUACUUCUGGUAUUACCAUAAGUAACUGCAGACAAGAAUGGUUAUGAAAUUAUAUUUUAAUGGCUUUCUAAA
Helianthus annuus (common sunflower) is the source of this 1280-nucleotide messenger RNA. Its product is annotated as LOB domain-containing protein 13-like. Gene Ontology annotation, biological process: hormone-mediated signaling pathway; positive regulation of DNA-templated transcription. The coding region runs from base 29 to 1162 and encodes 377 amino acids. Lineage: Eukaryota; Viridiplantae; Streptophyta; Magnoliopsida; Asterales; Asteraceae. Gene Ontology annotation, cellular component: nucleus. The record is from RefSeq and is a predicted model, not a curated record. The transcript is spliced from 2 exons.